Molecule: messenger RNA, 6127 nt
Organism: Melospiza melodia melodia
Lineage: Eukaryota; Metazoa; Chordata; Aves; Passeriformes; Passerellidae
Gene: ZNF277
Product: zinc finger protein 277
Exons: 13
Coding region: 37-1287 (416 amino acids)
Source: RefSeq, a predicted model, not a curated record
CCCGCGCCGGGCGGGCCGAGCGGCGGCAGCGGCGGCAUGGCUGAGUCCCGAGGGGCUGCGGGACCGGCGGCGAGGGGAGAUACCGAGUGUGUUUUGGAGCCUCUAUCUCUGCCAGAAAGUCCAGGUGGUGUUGAUGCAGUAGAAAGUUCUCCCUAUGUGCCUUGUAUUUUCUGCACAGAAUGCUAUGUCUUAGCAGAACAAAACCAGCUCCUGAAGCACAUGAUUAUUGAACACAAGCUCGUCAUAGCAGAUGUGAAACUGGUGGCAGAUUUUAGAAGCUACAUCCUGUACUGGAAGAGGAGGUUUGCAGAACAGCCCAUCACAGACUUUUGUAGUGUGAUAAGAACAAAUUCAAAAGCUCCACUAGAGGAACAGGACAAUUAUUUUCUUUUAUGUGAUGUUUUACCAGAAGACAGGUUACUUCGAGAACAGCUUCAGCAAAAGAGACUGAGAGAAAUUCUAGAACAGCAACAACAAGAGAGAUAUGACACAAGUUUUCAUAGUAUGUGUAUGUUCUGUGAUCAAGAAUUCACAGGAAACAGAUCUGUUCUUCUCAAUCAUAUGGCAAGAGAGCAUGCCUUUAACAUUGGGCUGCCAGAUAACAUUGUGAACUGCUAUGAGUUUUUGGCUGUAUUGCAGGGAAAGCUUGACAACUUGCAGUGUUUAUACUGUGAAAAAGUCUUCAGAGACAAAAACACACUUAAAGAUCACAUGAGAAAGAAGCAGCAUCGCAGAAUCAAUGCCAAAAAUAAAGAAUAUGACAAAUUCUAUAUCAUUAAUUACUUGGAAUUUGGAAAGUCCUGGGAGGAAGUGCAGUCAGAGGAUGACCGGGAAUUACUGGAUAGCCUAGAAGAAGAUUGGUCUGACUGGGAAGAGCAUCCUGUAUGUGCAGUUUGCCUGUUUUGUGAACAGCAAGCAGACACCACAGAAAAACUCUAUCUUCACAUGCAGAAAUCACAUGGAUUUCACUUUCCUAAAAUAAAGUCAGAGCAUGGUCUGAACUUCUAUCAGCAAGUAAAGCUAGUGAAUUUCAUCAGAAGAGAAGUCCAUCGUUGUCGUUGUUACAACUGCCAGGAGAAAUUUGAAUCCAAAGGAGGAUUGAUAAGUCAUAUGGAAGAGACCAAACACAUUGCAUUCCUGCCAGCCAGGUCUACAUGGGAUCAACCACAGUAUUACUUUCCUACCUAUGAAAAUGAUACACUCCUGUGUACGCUGUCAGACAGUGAAGAUGCAAAAGCUGAGGAUCAAAGUGAAGGAGUGCCUGUUGUGUGGGUGCUCUGGAAAUAAAUUAGACCUACAGGAUACUGAAAAUGCACUGAGUAAAAUCAAUCACAUAACUGCAGAGUGAAACAGAGACAGAAGCAGUAUCUGACUUUGUCAAGAGGAAAUGGGAUGGAAGACGUGCAGCAGGUGCUGAGAAUACAGACAGAAAAAGGGGACAGUCAGAGUCGUAUGUUUGCAUUGAUACAAAAAUCGGGGAGGAGCAAGCACAAGCCAAAUAUUUUUGAACUGAAAUGUCCUGACCAUCUUAAAUGAGCCACAAUCUGUACUUCUUGCAUUUGUAAAAUUCUUAAUUUCAUACAGCAAUUGCAAUGGGUGUUGCUGCUUUUUUUGCCCCCUAAUUUUCUCCAAGCAGUUAUUUUCUUCCUAACUUAGAAGUUGAUUUCAGUCUUUGCUUUUUAGUCAGAUUCUUAGCUGAGGGAAUAAGAAUUAAUGGGGCUUACAUUAGUGAUGUGUGUUGAGCAAUGGAAAAAAUCAGCAAAAGAACUAUGGCAACAGCACAUAAUGAGUUUUAUGGCAAGCCCAUCUCAGGAGGGCACAUUAAGGGGAGCAUAAAAUUUUACUGAUAUAUAAUAAAGUGAAAUGGCAAAACAUUUCCUAAUCAUAAGGAACGUGGUGCUGAGUCAUUCAUAUCCCUACCAAAUUAAAACAAUGUCAGCAGUAUGAAAUGACUGCUGUUCUGGUUCUAAGAGAAAUUAGAAAAAGCAAUGUUUCAGUGUACAAUUAAGAGACUAUCUAAAGAGAAAUUGCAUACAUAACACAGACUGGCUGUCUAUGUUGAGUGAAAAGAAAAAGGCAUUUAGGAAGAAUUCAUAAGCAGUGUAUAACUGUUUACUUGAAAUAUCAGGAACAUGAGGAAUCAGAUUAUGGUUGAGCUUGUAACUUCAGUUAUGAACGGGCAACAAACUAGGUUUAAGUCUUUUGUAGGUUCACAGAGAGGGUUAGUUAUGGAUUCUAGGGUAAAAAUUGAGCAUUUUCAUUUAGCACAAUGAUGCUUGUUAUUUUGCUGGAGCAUACUUAUUUGUUCAUAUAAUGCCCACAAUUUUCCCUAGGCAUUCUUGUCCUCUUAUCGGUUUUAAAAAUGUAGCUAUUUUUUGUCUUAAAUAGAGGACACAGUAAUGACUGCAUACAGUUAUUAGGGGCAAAUAUGGUCUUCUAAAAAAAGAGUAUUUUUGGAGGCGUUGCAACAAAAGUAAUAGUGCCUUAAUUCUUGGAGUGGACAGAGUUGGGGUUGGCAAAUGCUCUUGAGAGAGUCAGAUCAUGAGAAUGAGUACUUCUAAUUGGUAUGAAAAAAUCUGCACUAGUUUAACUCCAAUGAACAUUUCUUACAAUAAUUCUUCCUAGUGUAGACCUUGACUCAUACACAACUCACUUUUCUGUGUCUAAAGCAAUGUUUAGAAGGACCUGGGUUAAAGGAAGAAAAAUGCUUGUGUCCAGGUGACUGGUAAUCCUUCCUGCCCUUUUUACAAAUAUCUUCAUUAUGUCUUUGAUGCUUCUCCACACUCAGUUUAGUCUGACAAGUCUGUGCAGAUUUAAUCUGACUUAAGGAGUUAAUGGUUGUUGGUUUCCAUUUAAGACACUAUUUUCUGUUUCUGUCUACAUUUGCCUGGCACGCUGUGAGAGCUGUCAGCAUCUUCUCUUAGCUGCCUGAAUGGUACCUGAUGUGAGAAACACCAGACUAAGGCUCUGAAAAGUCUCUCUGCUGUUGUCCUUUCUCGGUGUCAUCUUUGCCUCUGAAUUCCAGUCAGAUCUCUACCAGUGACUGAGGUGUUUGUCACAAUCUCUCUCUCUCUCCUUCUUCCAUUUAACAGUGUUUGACCUAAAUCUGAGGUGGGACGCUGAACUUUGAGGGGAAGUAAACAAGGUUACCAGUGUCCAUUCUCAAAUUCAGGUCCAGAGCAGACAGUGGGCAUAGGCCUUGGCAUCAUCUACUGUCUACUGCCAAUGAACAGCAGCAAAUCCCUGGCUUUGCUCAUGACUUGAUGCUGUGUUAAAUGUCCUUGCAUUAUUUGCAUUUUACUUAGAUGUAUACAGAGGCUGAAGAGAAUCAAUGAUCCCUGGGGAAAAGCUGUAAUUCACAUGGGCAACAUGAAAAAUACUUUGUUUCCCCAGGAGGUUUUGUUAAGUCAGGAUGCUUUCUGAGGCUUAUUAACAAUACAACAACUGAAGCAUCUGUUUGUCAAAUUGUCAAAUUAUGCCUUUGUCUACUCUGCCAGGUAUGUCAAAAUUGGUUAGAUAACAAUUGUCACAUGCAAGAGGUAACUUAUAGCCCUAGCAGGAGUUACUGCUUCCAUGCAGUAGUCAUUAAAAUCAGCUGCUGUAGAAAUAGAUGCAGCAGUGGUUGCAUGUAAAAUUACUCCUUUUUUUCAUGAGCAUUCAAUGUUCUGUUCUUUUGAGUGCAGUUUUUUUCCUUUCUGUAGGAAGUUUUCUCCUACUAAGCUGUGCUCAAUUUGACUUCUUGCACCAGAAAGAAAUUUUCAAUUGCUUCUUGAAUUGGAUUAUACAUCUUUUGCCAAACUCUUGCUCAUGAAGAUGCAGACAAAGUAACUAUUUUUGUGAUUAACAUGUAACCCUUUAGUUGAAUCACAUUUUAUUUUUAAAUCCCUGAUAAAUUCACUCUCUAAAAUAAUAAGAAGAGUGGGGGAAUUAAGGAUCUUUAUAACUAAAAAUACAUCAGUUUUGUUUGCAUAAAUUUGGAAAAAAUAAAAGUGCUUUUUUUCUUCCACAAAUGUACCUUUGAACACAAUUCUCUCUAUCUGGUUUAUGAUCUUGAGACUGAAAAGGUGGCUAUGUGUAGAUUACAUAUGGGUCUAAUGUCCACCCUUGCAUUAUCAUCAGUAAAUGUAGUCUGUGGAUCCUAGAGUCAUUCAGCUCACCCUAAAGAAGUGCCAGUGGCAGAUUUCUAGUGUUACUGCUAGAACACUGAUAUGCUUCAAUUGUAAUUCUCAGUAUAAUCAAAUGCUUCAAAAUUUCACAUUUUGUGGGGGUCAUACAGAGCAUUUGUCUGUCACGUCACAUCUUAUGAGUGUGUAGUGAAAUCCCUCACAAUAACUGCAGGCAGAUUUUUGGUAUCACCUCCAGCCACAGCUUCAUUGAAUGUUAGGAGAUUUACUUUUUAUUUCUAUGCUUUCUGGAAAUAGCAGAACAAUCUAGGAAUAAAUAAUGCAGCAAUUGCUAAUUGCUCAUUAGGGAGCCUGUCUUUGUAAACUGCCUGCACAGCUUUACAGAGCCAAGCACUGCUUUAACCUUUAGGUGGUUUUAAAUUUAUGCUUCCAGUUGUGCUGAGGUCAUUUUGUUACUUUCUGAUGCAUAUCUGUGCCUUCACACCACUAAUGGAAGUAUUGCUAUGGAUCUUCACAAACAUUUGACCUGUUGCAAUAAACUGGUUUUUGUUAGAAUCAAGGUGAAAUGAAGAGCAGAUAAGCAAGGAUGGGGCUUAGCAUUUGUGAAGAAGGAUUGUGAGCAUGUGGCAAUGGAUUUUUACAAACAGUGAUUGACCAUGCAUUCUUUGACAAAUAUUGUUCCUUCCCUCUGCCUCAGUUUCCUAAACAGCAAGGUUGUGAUUAUAUGAUAACAACUUUUAGGAAGAAAACCCACAUAGAAGACAGGAUUCCAAUGUAUGCAUGCAGCUUAUCUGCAUUAGUUAGGCUUUCAAAUUUGAAAUAUUUAGUUCAGAAAGUGACUAGAUCACAGUCAAAAUGUUUAAUCAUUCAAGAAGAAGAAACUUAAUAUUGGGAUUACAUUCCCAUAAGGAAAGAAAUGUUGACCAUUUUGAAAAUAAUUUUUUUUUUAAGAAGGGUUAACUUCCAAAUCAGAGCUUCAGAAUAUUUCUGAUUUGCCUUCAAUUGAGAUUUUCAAGUAGAGAAUGUAUAUUUUCUAGAAGGUCCUCUCCUUUUAGUCAUGUUACAGAUAUUCCAAGUGUUCAGUUGCAUUCUAAGGAAAAUUGUUUUCCUGUAAGAGAAAAAUGACUGCAUAGCCUAGAGUACCCAUGGUUGGCACAGAUGAGAGAAGUUGUCCAUGCUGGUCUGCUCUAGACUUAAAAGGUAUAAACCCAUGAGUUUGCUGAGAUUAAAGAAAGAAAAUUUAUUGCAAAAUGCUCUGCAUCCCUAGAUUCAUUCAAUUGAUCCAUUUCUUUAUAAGCAGUCUCUAUUUAAAAUCCUAGCUAUUUAAAAGGUUUCAGGUGGUUUAGUAUUUUUCUCAAAAAGUAUACAUGUAAGAUAGGUAAGAUUUUUCAGACUCUCUUAAGCUUGUUAUUGCAUGUGCCUCGCCUUUCCUUCAGUGAAGGAAAGUCUCUGAUUACAACAGGACUUCUUUUCACUAUUAGAGAUAUUUGGAUGUUUUCUUCUUAAAAGUUGCUGCAAUGGUACUUUUGUUAAUAUUGCCAUCUUUACAAGAGGCUUGAGUUUUUUAUUUUGCCUUGAGCCACUCAGGCAAACAGUUACAUUUCAAGUUAGCAAUCUGUGAAAGGGCUCAUGCUGGGAUCCAUGCUUCAAUGCAACAGCACGGACCGUUUUCCCAUUUAUGCUGGAUUGUCCCUACGGAUCUUUAAAGAUGAAGAAGAUGUUGUUGCUUCUGCCUCCUAGACUUGGUGACACUGGGAGAGUUGUUUAAAUGCCCCUAAUGACUGAUUUGAAGCCAGUUAGAUAGGAUUCCAAUCAAUACCUAAAAUGAAUGUUAGCAUCCUACCGAGUAAAGAUUUCCUGGUGUUUAGUUUUGUUUCUGGUUGGAAAAAACAAAACAAACAUUCCUUAAUAUAUGUGACAGUGUUUAUGUACUAAAUUUUUGGGGCUUUGUGCUGAUUAAAAAUAGUACAGUUCUAGAGCCUGCCCUCUCUUGUUUGUACUGC